CAGCGGGCAGCGCGGGAAAGAGAGCUGGUCUCGCGCGCGGCAGAGGACGGCUAACGGCCGCGGCGCGAGGCGAGGCGAGGCGAGGCGAGAGGAGAGGAGAGGAGAGGAAGGAAACCUGCCCGCCCCGCCCCGCCCCUCGGCGAGAAGGGCGGGGCAUUCCCGCCCCGAAGGGCCAGUCAGCCACGCCCACUCCGCGCGGGGCGGGGAAGCCCUGCUCGGGCAGUUGGAGGAGAGGGGCAUGGAGGUGACAGCAUCGCAGCUGGGACACCACGGUGCCGGGCAGAGACCUGGCCGAGUCAAGCGGCGCAAAACCAAACGGGAGCGCAACUCCGCCAAGUUCGGCAAGAACACUGCGGUCGGAGGUCGGGAGCAGAGGCCUGGCUGCCAGACGCUUCAGAGGAUGCCGGCCCUGGGCUGGAGCUCGCACUGUGCUGGCUAUGCCAAGUCCACCCCUCUACCAGCCAUCAAAAGGGACUCUGGCUCCAUGCCGGUCAUCAUAACCCAGCACAGGCUCAGUCAGCACCUGGGCAUGUUUAACAGGGAGGUGAAAUCAGCUGACAUCAAGAGGCUGCUGGAUCCCCGAAGUGAGCGAGAGACAGAGACAAAUGCUGCAAUCCCUGGUGCAAUCAGCCAGGCUUGGGAACCCUGUGCCCCUGGUCAGACGUGUGCUCCAGACAGACAGCAUGGGACCAGCAUGCCUGUACCCCACUCAAUGGGCGAAGGGCCCCAACCUACAACUGCCCCCACUGCCAGAGAGCUGGGCCCAAGUCACUUUGAAACCACGGUGGUGGAGACAGGAGAUUCCCAGGCUGAGGUCCCAGCUCCCCUGGAUGAGAAGGAGAAUGUUCCCCCUAGUGGGGCUGAGCCAGGCGGUGCCACCGCCGCCAUGAGGGAGCUGGCCCAGGAACUGCAAACCCAUCUCAACCUGACGUCAAUGUUCCCGGGGCGCAAUCUGAUCAGCGAAAGGCGCCAGACAAUACUCUGCACCCUGCUGGACCGGCACCAAACUCUGCCCGAUCUCUCUGCCCUAAUGGUGCAUAACAAGCUGUGCGGUGGCUCUGCCCAGGGAGCUUUCAGGAGCCCAGAUGCCAGGGGGCAGGAGCUGCUGUUGGAUCUGGGAUCAAAUGGCAGCUGGAGCUCUGAACAGGGCAUUUCGGGGAAGAGGAGAAGGGGACAGGACGUGUUGGCCUUCAGGAGCCCCAGCCCUGUGCACACGGUCAUUAAAACGGGAGAGAGGAGAGCAACCCGAAGGGAGGAUCUGGAAUCCCUUGGAGCAUGCGAGCCGUUUGGCCAGCACAGCAUGCACCCCACAGCAGCUCCGUUCCACCAUGCGCUUCUGUCCGGCUCGGCCCUACACACAUGCACAAUAGCCACCGUCACCCCGCAAGCCCCAGGCCCCCUGCCCAGAGCUGCUCCGUGCUGUGGGAGAUCCUGGGAAGCCAUCUGGGAGCCCAGGACCAGGCUCAAGAGAGCCAGCAUGGCCUUUAGGCUGGCCCGAAAGGAGCAUGCCUCCGAGGGACAUGGUCAGGGACACUGGAUGCCAUUUGCAGCUGGGGAUUCGGUGCGGACAUUGGGUCUGGACAGCAGGAGCCCUGCGGAGUUCCCCUUGGCUGGGUCUCCCCAGCACCCCUGUGCCCACCGGCUGAGCCCAGAGCUGUGGCAGGUGCUGCAGACCCAGACCCAGAGUAAGCAGCCCCCACUGGAGGUACACACUUCCCAGAUCAUGGAGAGAGCCGCCUCGGAGACGCAGACCUCCUUCGAUGUCCUGAAAAGCAUCUGGAGCCCCAACCACCCCAGCCGGGCAGCAGAGGUCCUGGCCCCCCGAGCGCUGGCGUGGCCUUGUCUAGGGCACAGGGCUGUCUCCUGGGAGCUGUGCUCAGAACCGGCACUCCUCCCGCAGGUCUGCUCGCUGCAUAGGCAGGGGCCUCACCUGGAACCGCUUCUGCCCCCCAGAGAGGCUCAGAAGCCCAGGCAUGCCAGUGGGCUGUUGGUGAAGCCCAGAGACCAUUGCCAGAAGCCGGCAUCCAUGGAGCCAGUGAGAGCCCCCAACUGCUACCAGCCAUGGGAUUCCAGAGCUGCCACUCCCAGAACCUGGGAUCUGCCGGAAGCCAGUGGGGAAGGCUGCCCCAGUGCUGGGGGGUGGGAGAGCAGGUUCCCCCUGGGGGGGGCCCAGCAGCUACGCACACUCCAGCAGCUGCCCAUGUCCUUCUUCCCCCCCUCAGAGGCGCUGGAGCAUGGCCACUCACCGCAGCACACUCUGCACGGAUACCUCCUAGAGGAGGGCAGCCCUGAGGCCUGGGUCUUCCCCCGCAUGAAGCUGUACUGAGAGAUCCUGGCAGGGGGAUGAAGUGCAUUGGGAGCCCUGGCACCUCCGGCUGGAUUGGGGCGCUCACUGGUCCCUCCGCUCCCAGCUGCCUUUCCUCGGAGCCCUGUGCGGCGUCAGUCAGUACCGGGAUCCACUGUGUGGCCUUAGGGGCCUGCGCACAGCCCAACUCUGUCAUGGUCAGAGUAUCCGCCCCUCUUGGGUCCCCCAGGCCACCUCCCAAGCAGGGGCCUCCCCCCAGAGCCGAGGUCAUGUUUAGAGGCUCCUCAAUAAAGGCCAGUUGUCAAUAAGCAGCACUGUGGGGGUUUCCUUGGAGGCAAGACAGUUCCAUGGAUUCACAGCCAUGCCAGGCUGGGGGGCAGGUUCCACUUCCCCCUCUUGCUAGCCCCGUUCCCAGGCCCCUCUCACCAGCCCUUGGGAUUAGCAUCACUGCCUUCAGCCCCCAGGAGCGUGGGCCAUUCCCAGAGGCUCUCUGAGGCCAAGGCAGCCCUGGAUGCAUUGUCCUUCCGAGCCAGAGCAAAGGCCUGGGGCCAGGAGCCUUGCAUGGACCCUGUCACUCCCCCUCUGUGAGCCCCCAUUGCAGAGAAUUGCCUUUAAGAAAACUGCCCCCGAGACACCCCCGGGGGAUCCGCAGAAGCCUCAGGCAGUGGGAUUUUCCAUCCCUGAUGUUUGCUGCCAUAGGCAGCAUGACACGUCCCCCCGCCUGCACAAGCAGAUGGCUGGUUGAGCGCAUCCCACUCUGCUUUCCUGUUGGGGUCGUCUCAGUCGCCCGCCCCUCUCCAGGGCCAGUGGCCUUCCAAACCAUAAACUAAACCAGGGACCCAGAUGGCUGGGGGCUGGCUGGCUGGAGAGACAGAGGGAUAGACAGACAGACAGACAGAUCUCCCCCCAGGCUGAAUGCUCUGUUAUGCCCCUGUACAGAUCCUCAGUCACUGAGUCCCUGUGGCCAGGCUGUCACGCUGGGAUUCCCCCCAGUCAGGGUCAGAUUGCUCAUGGCUUUCGUAGUAGCUGUUCCCCUAGCCCCAUUGCCCCUGAAGGAUAUUAGCUGGGAGUCGGGACUGCUCUGACCCUGCCCAACCUCCCUCUGGGCACCCGGGAACUGUAAUUUUCAGUUCUCCUGCUCCGCCUCGUUCCCUCCCCCGCACCAGCCCCUGGACCCCCACCAUAGAUCCAGCUCCCUUUGCCCCCUCUUACAGAGCUGCCAUGCAUAGCCCCUAGUGUCUGACCACUUCCCCUGGAGUUCUCCAGCCUGUGUCCUCCAGGUUCAAGGGGGACCUUGGUCAGAUGUGCCCAGGCAGAGAGCAGGUCUCACAGCCUGGGACCAGCCCUAGGCCAGAAGCUGCCUGGGCCCUGGCCCACCUGCUCCUCCUGUGGAGUUUGUCUCUUAGUUCCCCUGCAGGGUCCAUUAGUGGAUGUACUGUAGCUGUAGCUGUGUGGGUCCCAGGAGAUUAGAGAGAGAGGGUGGGGGAGGGGAUCUCUUUU
Dermochelys coriacea (leatherback sea turtle) is the source of this 3805-nucleotide messenger RNA. It is a transcript of the gene PRR19, whose product is annotated as proline rich 19. Bases 239 to 2326 code for a protein of 695 amino acids. The record is from RefSeq and is a predicted model, not a curated record. NCBI's taxonomy places the organism in Eukaryota, Metazoa, Chordata, Testudines, Dermochelyidae. The transcript is spliced from 4 exons.